Molecule: messenger RNA, 787 nt
Organism: Megalobrama amblycephala (Wuchang bream)
Lineage: Eukaryota; Metazoa; Chordata; Actinopteri; Cypriniformes; Xenocyprididae
Product: ferritin, middle subunit-like
Exons: 4
Coding region: 144-671 (175 amino acids)
Biological process (GO): intracellular iron ion homeostasis; iron ion transport
Cellular component (GO): cytoplasm
Molecular function (GO): ferric iron binding; ferrous iron binding
Source: RefSeq, a predicted model, not a curated record
CACCUUCAUUUCACUCACAGCUUCUGGACGAUCAGAACAGGUUCUUGCUUCAACAGUGAUUGAACGGAACUUUUAUUUAUUUAAAUCUAUUUAAAUUCCUUAUUUAUUUUGCACCAAAGUUGUGAUAAUAAAUAACCGCUGAAAUGGAGACUUCUCAGAUUCGCCAGAACUACGACCGCGACUGCGAGGCUUUGAUCAACAAGAUGAUCAAUCUGGAGCUUUACGCUUCCUACAUAUACACUUCAAUGGCUCACUACUUCAAACGGGAUGAUGUGGCUCUUGCUGGGUUUGCCAAGUUAUUCAAGGAGAACAGCGAGGAGGAGCGCGAGCAUGCCGAGAAAUUCAUGGAGUUCCAGAACAAGAGGGGUGGAAAAAUUGUCCUCCAGGACAUCAAGAAGCCUGAUCGUGAUAUGUGGGGAAAUGGACUGAUCGCUAUGCAGGCUGCUCUUCAGCUGGAGAAGAACGUCAACCAGGCUCUGCUGGACCUGCAUAAGGCCGCCUCUGAGAAGAGAGACCCUCAUCUGUGUGACUUUCUGGAGACUCACUACCUGAAUGAGCAGGUUGAGGCCAUCAAGAAGCUUGGUGACCACAUCACCAACCUUUCCAAGAUGGAUGCUGGCAACAACAGGAUGGCGGAGUACCUGUUUGACAAGCACACCCUGCAAAGCUAAAUGCAGACCUCAGACCAUCUUACAUGAAGAAAUCAGCUUUCAUCAGGCCUUUACUGUUGAAUGUACACUCGUUGGUUUUAACCUUGUGAAUUUGAUGAAUAAACAUUUUGGCUGGA